Molecule: messenger RNA, 1850 nt
Organism: Jaculus jaculus (lesser Egyptian jerboa)
Lineage: Eukaryota; Metazoa; Chordata; Mammalia; Rodentia; Dipodidae
Gene: Fam217a
Product: family with sequence similarity 217 member A
Exons: 4
Coding region: 2-1384 (460 amino acids)
Source: RefSeq, a predicted model, not a curated record
AAUGGUGCGGAGAAUGGACGAGAACGGGGACAGCACCCCGCAAGUGCCAGCCAUCUCCCCGGAGAACCAUCUGGAAAACCAGGUGGAAGAGGUGAUACUAGAUCUUCCUUUGUCAGAGAAUGCUCCCAACAGGACACAGAAUCAUAACAAAAGGAUAUUUCAGUUAUGGACUCAUCCUGAUGAAGAAAACACCACUGACAACAGGGAAUCCCUAAAAUCUUCAGAGAACACUGACUUCAGUGUAGCCAAUAGUCCCAUGAAGUUCCUCACACUGAACCACCCAAGCACCUUGGACAAUAAGCACGCUGGCCCUUACCCAGGACUGUCCAUGCCAGUAGGACUCUGCUGGCCCUACGCUGAUGGGGACUUUCUUAAGGACAGAAAGGAGAUUCAUACUGUUUCUUGUUCAACUGUAAAAAAUAACAAUGGUGACUCUUUAUCUGCUCCAAGGUGGAAUUUGAAAUACAGAAAUAGCAAUGUGGAAGAAAAUGUAACCGAUGAGAGUGAUUUAUCAGAAAAUGAGAAAAUGAAUGAUACUUUGCUCAGCUAUUUUAAAACUAUGGACCUAAACUUAAAGCCAGAAACAAUAGAAAACACUGAGGAACCUUUUACUUUAGAGCCAAGUGAAAUGUUUGUAUAUGCAGACUUUCUUCCUGCUCCUUUCAACACUCUGGACCUGCACAAAUUUGCCCUCUCAAAAUGUGAGAACUGGAAGGCAACAGUGGGCCCUCCAGAAAGUUCCAUCGAGCAGCUGAUAACUCGUUUACUGGAACUGGAAAGAUUACAGCACAUGACCAUACAAAAGGAGAAGCAAAGACCACAAAGUACCUUGUGCCCUCAGGCGUUUGUGGAACGGCCCUCUUCCUCCAAAGCUGCUGCGUCGAAAACGAGGCAGCCCAAGCCUCCUGACACUUCGAAUCCACAGACGUCCGGUACAGAGAAAAGUCGGGAAAGGAGAAAAAACAACUGUGUUUCUGGCAAGCUUGAACAAAAUGCCUCCAAGUGGAACUGGAACAGUGGCGGCAAAAGUAAACUGAGCUCUAGGCCGGCCCUCAAAUGUCCAUCCACGACAAAACAGGAUGAUUUGAAAGCCUCCAAAAGUUCCUGUCAGGAGCUGCCCCCCAAGCCUGCGACUGCCCCAGCAACUCAGCCACCGGCGAAACCGGUCUCAACCAGGUGUAUCCUGCCGAGGUCCCCCAUGCCAGUCUCGCCCAUACCCUUGACUUUCCCUGAAAAUCAGCGGGAGGAAGUUAAGGCACCGAGGAACAAAAAGAAAGUUCCCCGCAAAAGCAUCCUGCUGAACAAGCCAUUGUACAUUCACAAGCUGAGCUGCCUGUCACCCUCCUUCAUCAAGGGCAAGUGCUCACCCGCCGACCAGAAGUAGCUUCGUUCCUUGCACACGUCGCGCUGCAAGCAAAGCCCGAAUUCAGCGAAAAUAUGGCCACCACCGAGACAGACACUGAAAGAAGCCCACCUCUACUAAGCAAAGGCUUGCUGGGACAUGGCCUGGAGACCGGCGAGCAUGUCGGCGCCCACAUCAGGGCUUCUAUGCGGACACCCGAGGCCGUAGCCCAUUUAUUUCCAGUGUUUAGUUGGUAAACCAAGGACUCUGCAGUCGUUUCUCAGCAAAAUCCCAGCAUCAAUAAAUGGUGUCACUGGCUUGUUGUGCCCACGUUACUGACAGAACACCCCACCUGAGGGGGAGGGCGCACUCACCGCCCUGGCCUGGGCCUUCCCACCUUGGGACUGGUUCCCUCUCCACAGAUUAAUUCUUCCCACCUUAGGGCAUUUUCUUGGCCCUUACAAGUUUGUUUUUCAAAUUGAAUAUAUGAGACCCUCACCUUCCAAAU